AUGCGAGGUCUCGAUGAGAGCACCGAUGUCCUGAUCCGUGUCGGCCAAUCUGCCGGGGAGCAGGUGCGACAUGGAUGGCAGGCCUUUGUCAACUUCGCAGCUCGCGACAAUGUCCUCGAGGUCGCCCUCGGUUUGAUUAUCGCCAAUGCGUUCACCAAAGUGGUGACUUCGUUUGUGUCGGAUAUGGUACUGCCGAUCGUUUCUUUGCUGCCCUUCUUGAACCGGAAUAUGGACCAGAAAUUCGCCGUUCUGUCUCAGGGGCCCAAUUAUGUUGAAGGCGAGGGUUAUAACACUCUCAAGCAAGCCCGGGAUGACGGUGCGCUUGUUUUGGCAUGGGGAAUGUUUGUCGAGAACAUACUCAAUUUUGCCGGUGUCAGCUUGACUUUAUUCGCGGUUGCCCACUUGUACAUGUUCAUCUCCCACGACAAAAUCAUCAAACCUACUAUUCGGUGCAGAUAUUGUAGGAAGUUUAUCAGCGUCGAGGCAAAACGCUGCAUGAAUUGCUCGAGCUGGCAAGAUGGAAGAGAAGACUUGCCUCAAGAAAGCAGCAGUAACAGCAGCAACUUCGCUGACCAAAAUUGA
This is a messenger RNA of Penicillium cataractarum, 582 nucleotides long. RefSeq names its product Large-conductance mechanosensitive channel. The transcript has 4 exons. Gene Ontology annotation, molecular function: mechanosensitive monoatomic ion channel activity. Lineage: Eukaryota; Fungi; Ascomycota; Eurotiomycetes; Eurotiales; Aspergillaceae. The record is from RefSeq and is a predicted model, not a curated record. Bases 1 to 582 code for a protein of 193 amino acids. Gene Ontology annotation, biological process: monoatomic ion transport; intracellular water homeostasis.